AUGACCUGGUUCACCACCAUGGGGAUGUUCAUCAUCGAUGAAAUCCACUUUGGAACUCACUCGGUAUACGACAUUGUUGGAGGAGCGGGAACUUACGGGGUUCUUGGAGCGCGUUUCUUUGCCAAACAAGACAAGGCCAAGGACAUUGGAUGGAUUGUGGACGCUGGAAACGACUUUCCGCAGUCGGUAGAGGAACAGAUUACAAGCUGGGACACAGGUUUAGUCAUGCGAAGAGAUCCGAGUAGAAAAACCACCAGGGGAUGGAACUCUUAUGGAGAUAACGACCUUCGAAGCUUCAAGUAUCUGACACCAAAGAAACGGAUAGAGGUGUCGGAUCUCCAGGAAUGUGGUCUGGACUCUUCUCGUAGCAUCCACGUCAUCUGCUCUCCGGAUCGAUGCAUGAAAAUCUGCUCUGAUUUGGCCAAUGGACCUCGACAAGACCAGCAGGUGUUCCUAUGGGAACCUGUGCCUGACUGUUGUUGUCCGGAAACGUUUCCGACCAUGCUACAGGCUCUCAAUUCCGUCCAGGUACUUUCUCCAAACUGCCACGAGGCUGCUUUGUUUGUAGGUCUUCCUGAACCUACGACAGUGUCCGAAAUCGAGUCUCUAGUCUACGACUAUUGGGCUCCUCAUCUUGACAAGCUGAAAACGGUGUUUGUGCUGCGAUGUGGCAAGCUCGGAGUGUUGGUCUACAGUGACAAGAAGCUCAAAUGGUACCCUGCGUACCACCAGAGCUCGGAGAAGGUGAUUGAUCCCACUGGAGGGGGAAAUACAUUUGUGGGAGGCUUCCUGUACGGCUAUCUUGAGAGCGACGGAGACCUGGACACUGCUGCGUCGUAUGGAAACGUCGCAGCUGGAUUGGCAGUCGAGCAGGUUGGAGUUCCUCUUCUGACCUACCAACGCGGACAAGAGCUGUGGAAUGACACUACCAUCGAGCAGAGAUUGGACGUGUACGCUUCUUUGUUGAAGGCCAGCAACUAG
This is a messenger RNA of Yarrowia lipolytica CLIB122, 981 nucleotides long. RefSeq lists its product as uncharacterized. The record is from RefSeq and is a predicted model, not a curated record. Lineage: Eukaryota; Fungi; Ascomycota; Dipodascomycetes; Dipodascales.